Messenger RNA from Carassius gibelio (silver crucian carp), 3193 nucleotides. RefSeq names its product DCN1, defective in cullin neddylation 1, domain containing 4 (S. cerevisiae) (gene dcun1d4). Gene Ontology annotation, cellular component: ubiquitin ligase complex. Gene Ontology annotation, biological process: protein neddylation; positive regulation of ubiquitin-protein transferase activity. The record is from RefSeq and is a predicted model, not a curated record. Lineage: Eukaryota; Metazoa; Chordata; Actinopteri; Cypriniformes; Cyprinidae. The transcript is spliced from 11 exons. The coding region runs from base 298 to 993 and encodes 231 amino acids. Gene Ontology annotation, molecular function: cullin family protein binding; ubiquitin-like protein binding; ubiquitin conjugating enzyme binding.
GCAUUCCUGACAGCUGCGUCACACGUUCACAAAUAGUCUUAUUUUACGUCGAGUUUGCUUUAAUAAGGUCCUGGAUUAUGCACCGAACUAUGUUUAAAUUGGAUACCUUCCAUCAACUCUGAAUUUAAUGUUGUUUCAGGGGCUUGUCUACCCGCACGUCGCUUGUACAAUUUCCAGCUGAACUCUCAUUUGUCCACACUGGCCAGUAUCCACAAGAUCUACCACACCCUGCACAGGCUGAACCUGACUGAAGACGUCAGCCCAGAGACUCAAGGUACAGCCUGCUGCUCCAGAGCCAUGCCCCCCAGGAAAAAGAGGAGACCCACUGCUGGAGAUGACCUGUCUGCUAAGAAGAGCCGGCAGGAUAAUGUUUACAGAAAACAGGAGACAUUGCAAAUCCAGGAAGCCGAAGCUUUUUCUAGCAAGAGAUGCCUAGAAUGGUUCUACGAAUACGCAGGGUGCGAUGACGUUGUUGGACCGGAGGGGAUGGAGAAAUUCUGUGAAGACAUUGGAGUGGAGCCAGAGAACGUAGUGAUGCUGGUAUUGGCCUGGAAGCUUGAUGCCCAGAGUAUGGGUUACUUCACUUUACAGGAGUGGCUCAAGGGAAUGGGCUCAUUGCAAUGUGACUCUACUGAAAAACUCAGGAACUCUCUAGACUACCUGAGGUCUGUCCUCAAUGAUGCCACCAGUUUCAAGCUCAUUUACCGAUAUGCCUUCGACUUUGCCAGGGAGAAGGAUCAGAGGAGUUUAGACUUGAAUACUGCCAAGUGCAUGCUGGGACUUCUGCUUGGCAAGACCUGGCCAUUGUUUCCAGUGUUUAACCAGUUUCUAGAACAAUCGAAGUAUAAGGUUAUAAAUAAAGAUCAAUGGUGCAAUGUUCUAGAAUUCAGUAGGACUAUCAACCUUGAUCUCAGUAACUAUGAUGAGGACGGGGCCUGGCCAGUGCUUUUGGACGAGUUUGUGGAGUGGUAUAAAGACCGAGAGAUGUCGUAGCGACAGCUUCCCCAUGCCUACCACCAUCACCAACUAGAUAGACCAACUAAUCGCCAACAAUCACCAUGACAAUGACGACAGAAACGGCUUUGAUACAAACAUCUAGAAAACAAAGUACAAAUCAAAACUGAAGUGUUUGGGACAGACUGAUGGUGGCCCCUGGCGCUGAGGGCUUGAGUGUUCAUGUAGAAUGUAAUUAUCAAUGCACAUGUUUGUAUGUCGCCCUUUAAGCCGGGGCCAUAGGAGGGUCACUGGUGGUUGUGUGUUGGAGAAACAGCACCUCACCGACUCCACCUUAUGUCCCCCAUAACCCACAAUGCAUUGUGGGUAAGCACACGGCCAGUCUUGGUGCCGCCUUCCCACCCCACUGUGAUGUUUCAUAUAGCUGUGAAUGUUUCAAUAGGAUCUUCUAAGGAGGAUGAAUUUGGAUUCUCCACAAGGCAGGGUAGGUAAAAACUCCCAUACUGUCUGAAGUUUAGGUAAUUUAGGCCUGUAAGGAAAGGAAAAAGAAGAACUUGCAUGGCUUUUUACUGAAGGUCAGUGACUUAAUGCUAAGGUUCACAAUGGAAAUAGCUUACCGUGUCGCUCUGCUGAUGAUGGUGGUCCAAACACUGUUUACUACGGUUUUUAUGUUGGAGGAUGAUGACAGUCAGAGCAUGUUACCAUAGAUACACCGCAACCUUUGCCAUAAGUUUUAUUUUUACCAGUCUCACUGCACUUGGAUGCCAUUUAAUAAACUGCACCACAUGCAAGAGUUUCAUAGACAUUCUGCUCUAAGUACUUCCAGUGGUGUUGUAUCAUUAUCUAUUUCACCACUUACAUUCUUGAUAUUGAUUAUGAAAUCAACAAGAACAGCUUUACUGUUCACAACAUGAAGAACAGUGAGUUAAACUUAUCAUGAGCGUAGAGCCCGGUAUCUUUUUCCUGGCUCGCAUGACCAUUGUGUAUUCACACUGCAAUGGCAAGAUAUGGCCAUCUUGUAGAGGAGUGUAAGCAGGUUAAAGUGACUAUGGGAUGCAUUCACUAUAUCAUUUCAUUCUUAAGCAAUGUAACUUUACUGUGCAUGUCACAGUUAAAAUUACAGGAUGUGGAUCUGAGGCAGAGACGAUGAGAGAAAGCUGUUAAAGUGCACUUUUGAUUUCUGUGAUGAAUUGCCACAAAAAUAUAUAAACCGGUAUCCUGCCCUAAACACUGACACUUCUUUGGCCACUUCCUCUUCCACAGAUUUUGUGGUCAAGUAUGAUCACCUUAACCCAUAGUGACCAAUGCCUAGCAACUAUUUAACGUUCUAGUUAUGUUUGUAAAACUAUUGAGUUUUGUCUAUGGCUGUGGCGUGAAGCUAACUUGUCAUUUGAACAAGAAAAAAAAAUGCAUGCAUGCAUUCUGCAAUUAGAGCCGUCUUCGUGAAUGAAUGAGGUUUUUUCUUUUUGUACUUUUUUUGCUCUUGUUUUAUUUUUUUGUAUAGGUAUUUGUAGAAGUGGACUUUUUUGUGCUUAAUUUGGGUAUCCGCGGUCAUGCAGUCUUAACGCUUUAUGAAAAACAUGAUUGUGUGAUGGUAUUUAGAGCUUAAACACACUUGUAACCUCAUCUGUUGAGAUGUUCUUCUCUGCAUUGCCUUCUCCAUCAAGUGCUAAACUACCAUGUGCAUAAUUGACUGCAGCAUUUCAGUAUACAGGAACUGCAGUUUCAUGUAAACAUAUUCAUUUUAUGUUUAUGUCAUACAGAGACAGACAAAAACAUUAACUUUAUUAAAGUUUACUUAGGGUAAAAAAAAAGUUUUCUGCUUACAGGACAUUUUUGUUCUGUUUUAGGAUUUUUUCCCACUACUUUUUUUCUGAAAGAUGAAGGUUGCUCACAAUAAAUUAUCAUGUAUUCAACCAGCAUCUAAGAAGCCAACAGUCUAUGUAUGCUGUGCAUGCUGGCCAGAAUCCAUUUGAAAAAUGUCUACAGACACUUGUUAUAAUCCCAUUCAUCUGCACCUGUUUGUGCCGGAGGGAAAUACUUGUUUUAAAAUUAAUUAUUUCAACAGAUAGACAAGUUCCCUGUAUUAUGGCUGUUGCUUUUGUUGGGGAGUAUGUAAUGCAGAGGGCCGAGCAUUCUCUUCUGACUGUACAUAUGUAUGGAUGUGUGUGUAUAUAUGUGUUUGUUUUCACUGUAACCUCUCUACAUUCAGUAUAUAUAAAGGGGUUUAUUAACGAAA